Messenger RNA from Acipenser ruthenus (sterlet), 7488 nucleotides. RefSeq names its product pleckstrin homology domain interacting protein (gene phip). Bases 351 to 5912 code for a protein of 1853 amino acids. Gene Ontology annotation, cellular component: nucleus. The transcript has 40 exons. Gene Ontology annotation, biological process: cytoskeleton organization; regulation of transcription by RNA polymerase II; regulation of cell shape. The record is from RefSeq and is a predicted model, not a curated record. Gene Ontology annotation, molecular function: protein binding. Lineage: Eukaryota; Metazoa; Chordata; Actinopteri; Acipenseriformes; Acipenseridae.
CCAUACGCAAAGGGCUUGUGCUGAAUAAAAGAAAACAACCAAAUAAUUUAUGCUAUUCGCACCUCACCGCGGGACACGUAUCUCUUGACCAAAACUGACGAGGAAAAGAUUGUUAACGGAUGGGCAGUGUAGUGGAAAUUGUGGGAGCAUUGCUGUUUGUUGUUGGGGACUAGAUUCUGUAGAGCGGAAGGCAAAGUGGCCGGGACUCCUUCCUCACCCUGCUUGUGUGUUGGCUGAAUGGAGGAGAGACUCUUCCUGGUGAAUAAACAGUGACAGCUAUAGGGCAGAUACUUAUACCCAUUUCAUAGCACGGGUAUACACCUUAUACUUUACAUUUAAACAACACAGAAAUGGCUUCUGACAGUAAACUCAUCGCGCAAUUGAAAUCUGAGCUGUACUUCCUAAUAGCCCGAUUUCUGGAAGCAGGACCCUGUCAAAACGCAGCUGAGGUUCUGAUAAAAGAAGUGGAGGAGAAGGAGCUGUUGCCGAAAAGAAUCGACUGGACGGGGAAAGAGCAUCUCGGGACUUAUGAAAAUUUGGUUAAGAUUUACAGGCAUAUAGCUCCAGAUCAUUUGCUGCAAAUAUGUCAAUGCAUCGGACCCGUGCUGGAGAAGGAGAUUCCACCGAGUGUACCUGGGGUGCACUCUUUACUGGGAGCGGGCCGCCAGUCUCUGCUUCGCACCAACAAAAGCUGCAAACAUGUGGUUUGGAAGGGAUCUGCUCUUGCAGCUCUGCACUGUGGAAGGCCUCCUGAGCCACCAUUAAACUACGGACACCCGGCAAAUAUAGUGGAAACCGCCUAUGGAAGACGGCUAAAUGGGAGUUACAGACUUGGACAACUUGUCCCCACUGCUGUCUAUCAGCAUAUGAAGAUGCACAAACGAAUUCUAGGACACCUGUCUUCAGUUUACUGCGUCACAUUCGAUCGAACUGGCAGAAGGAUAUUUACAGGCUCGGAUGAUUGUUUAGUUAAGAUCUGGGCAACUGAUAAUGGCCGGCUGUUAGCCACACUGAGAGGACACGCGGCUGAGAUCUCUGACAUGGCUGUGAAUUAUGAGAACACCAUGAUUGCUGUAGGCAGCUGUGAUAAAAUGAUAAGAGUCUGGUGUCUUCAAACCUGUGCCCCCCUUGCUGUUCUAGAAGGCCAUGAGGCAUCUAUCACAUCACUGCAGUUUUCUCCACUGUGCAGCGGCUCCAAGAGAUAUCUGUCUUCCACCGGGGCAGACGGCUCCAUUUGUUUCUGGCAGUGGGAUGCCAGGACAUUAAAAUUUAGUCAGCGACCAAGUAAAUUUACAGAAAGGCCAAGACCUGGAGUCCAAAUGAUCUGUUCUUCCUUCAGUGCUGGUGGAAUGUUCUUGGCUACAGGAAGCACAGAUCAAAUAAUUAGAGUGUAUUUCUUUGGAUCAGGACAGCCUGAGAAAAUAUCUGAAUUGGAAUCUCAUACUGAUAAAGUGGACAGCAUACAGUUCUCUAACACUGGUGAGAGGUUCGUCAGUGGAAGCCGAGAUGGAACUGCACGCAUCUGGCAGCUCCACCAACAGGCUUGGAGAAGCAUUUUGUUAGACAUGACUACCAAGUUGUCUGGGAACAAUCCUCCAGGGUUGGAAGACAAAGUAACUAAAGUGAAAGUUACGAUGGUGGCUUGGGACCGACAUGACAACACUGUAAUCACAGCAGUGAAUAACCUUACACUCAAGGUUUGGAACUCCUACACUGGGCAGCUGAUACAUGUCCUCAUGGGACACGAAGAUGAGGUGUUCGUACUUGAACCUCAUCCAUUUGAUCCCAGGGUGCUCUUUUCUGCAGGGCAUGACGGGAAUGCCAUAGUGUGGGAUCUGGCAAGAGGUGUCAAAAUUCGAUCCUACUUCAACAUGAUUGAAGGCCAGGGCCACGGUGCUGUGUUUGACUGUAAAUGCUCACCGGAUGGACAACACUUUGCAUGUACAGACUCCCAUGGUCACCUCCUCAUCUUCGGCUUUGGCUCCAGCAGCAGAUACGACAAGAUAGCAGACCAAAUGUUCUUCCACACUGACUACCGGCCUCUAAUCCGUGAUGCCAACAACUAUGUGUUGGAUGAGCAAACCCAGCAGGCUCCACAUUUAAUGCCUCCUCCGUUUUUGGUGGAUGUGGAUGGCAACCCUCACCCUUCUAGAUACCAGAGACUGGUUCCAGGACGAGAGAACUGCAGGGACGAGCAGCUCAUUCCCCAGAUGGGUGUCACUUCCUCUGGGCUAAAUCAAGUUCUUAGUCAGCAGGCGAACGACGGAUCAAGUCCCCUAGACACCAUGAUUCAGCGGUUACAGCAAGAGCACGAUCAAAGGAGCAGCGGCUUGAACAGAGGAAGCAGAGGUUCUGUGAGUUCUUCCUCAGAGGUGCACUCACCACCCAACGUGGGGCUGAGGCGCAGUGGUCAGAUUGAAGGGGUACGACAGAUGCACAGCAAUGCACCGAGGAGUGAAAUUGCCACUGAGAGAGACCUUGUAGCCUGGAGUCGAAGAGUGCUGGUGCCAGAGCUACCUCCAGGCAUAUCCAGGAAGCAGGAACAAGUGAGAACUGCCAAGGGAGAAGAGGAGAUAAGCAUUUACAAAUUAGAGAAGAAAAAGAGAACAGUGCCAAGUCAUAUUCAGAGGGAAGCUAAGAACCAUGGACCUGAGUCACUGAGUGACGGUGGGGAGACGAGGAGAAUGCAGGUGAACCAGCACAACUACCAUACGAGAGCAGCGGUGGAGGAGACUAGUAGGCAGGGGGACACAGCUGAGGAGGAGAACAGCUCCUCAGAGGAGGGUGAAGUUCGUCCUGCAAGUGGUGAAACAUCAGACGAGGAGGGAAGGGCCUGGCCAAGUGACAGCAGCAGCUCCAGUGACUACACAAGUGAUUAUUCUGACUGGACAGCAGAUGCUGGCAUCAACCUGCAACCACCAAAGAAAACUGUUCGACACAAAAAAAAGAAAAAUGCAAGCAGUUCAGAGGAGGAUGGGGAGAAGAAAAAGGAAAAAGAGAACAAAAAGGAGAGGAAGAAAGAAAAACUAGAUAAAGAUGGUGCGUUACCAAAGAAAAAGAAGCCAAAGGAAAGAAGAAUGAAGAGACUUCCAGCGGAAGAGUUCCAAGAGCAAGGUCUGACUCUGGAGGAAUGGCUGCCUUCACCAUGGAUCACAGACACUGUCCCACGGAGAUGCCCUUUCAUACCACAGAUGGGAGAUGAGGUGUACUAUUUCCGUCAGGGUCAUGAAGCUUAUGUGGAAAUGGCCAAGAAGAACAACAUUUUUAGUAUAAACCCUAAAAAGCAGCCCUGGCACAAGAUGGAGUUAAGGGAGCAAGAGCUGAUGAAGAUUGUUGGGAUCAAAUAUGAAGUGGGACUGCCCACCCUAUGCUGUCUCAAACUGGCUUUCCUUGACCCUGAUACUGGUAAACUGACAGGAGGAUCCUUCUCCAUGAAGUACCAUGAUAUGCCAGAUGUUAUUGAUUUCCUAAUUCUUAGGCAACAGUUUGAAGACACAAGGACAAUACCGUGGCGUAUAGGUGAUCGCUUCCGUUCUGUGAUUGAUGACGCCUGGUGGUUUGGAACAAUUGAAAGCCAGGAGCCAUUUCAAACUCAGUAUCCUGAUAGCUCAUUCCAGUGCUACAAUGUCUGCUGGGAUAAUGGUGAUACAGAGAAGAUGAGUCCGUGGGAUAUGGAAAUCAUUCCCAAUGAUGCGGUUUUUCCAGAUGAGCUGGGGCUAAGUGUCCCUCUUACAGAGGACGAGCAUCGGCAGCUGCUUUACAUACCUUUAGAGGGAGAAUGGGGCCCCCGAACCAGGGACGAGGAGUGCCAGAGAAUCAUUGCUGGAAUCAAUCAGCUAAUGAAGCUAGACAUUGCUGCACCAUUUGUAGCACCUGUGGAUCUUCAAGCAUAUCCUACAUAUUGCACUGUAGUGGCAUAUCUCACUGACCUAGGCACAAUACAAGAGAGGCUAGAGAACAGGUUUUACAGGCGUUUAUCUUCACUGAUGUGGGAAGUUCGAUACAUAGAACACAACGCGCAAACCUUUAACGAACCUGGAACUCCUAUCGUAAAAACUGCCAAAUUUGUUUCUGACCUAAUGCUGCAGUUCAUUAAAGACCAUAGCUGCACAGAUAUAAUUCCACUCUACAGUAGCAUGAAGAAGAAAACAUUCUCAGACUCUGAAGAGGAGGAUGAAGAUGAGGAUACAGACGCUCCAAGUACUUCAACUAGGAAAAAGAAGGAGCACAAACCCAUUAGGAAGCUACGUAAUAAUGCCCAGUCUUACGAUGACCAGGUGUGGAAAACUCAGUGCAAAGAGCUGCUGGAUCUGAUAUUUCAAUGUGAAGACUCAGAGCCUUUCCGGCAGCCUGUUGACCUUCAAGAGUAUCCGGAUUACAGGGACAUCGUUGACACCCCAAUGGAUUUCAGUACGGUGCGAAAGACUCUUCAGGCUGGAAACUAUGAGUCACCGACAGAGCUGUGCAAGGAUGUGAGGCUUAUAUUUAGCAAUUCCAAGGCUUACACACCAAGCAAGAAGUCAAGGAUUUACAGCAUGAGCCUGCGGCUAUCAGCUCUGUUUGAAGAGCAUGUCAGUGUUAUUCUGUCGUGCUAUAAGUCUGCCCAUCGAUUCCAUGCAGCAAAUAAGCUAACCAGACAGAGGAAGAAAAGGCGGAGAAGUGCCUCCCCUUCUAGCAGUGCUGCUUCCAGCCCUGAAAGGAAGCGACAGGCAGUGAAGUCCCAGAUGAAGCCAGAGCUCUCUGCCUCCUCUCCUUCCCUGGGAGCCUCUCGAUCCCCAUCACUCCGCCAGGCUGCCGCUCAGUUGAACGGGAAGGCUGUGGAAUCUGCAGCUGUCAUUCGGACAAGAAGCACCAGGCGGUUUGGAAACCUUUCUGUCGCUCCAGCUACAUCAUCUGGGGCAAAAUCAUCUACUUCAAAAAACAAUACCUCCCUCACUGCACAUGGAAAGCCAGUGACAGAUAGUCCUAACAAACCUCUCAAGGCCCAGAACACUGUAUCUUCUGCUUGCCUCUCAAGUGAUACUGAGAACACAAGGAGUUCCUCCACUGCAGAAAGUGCUGGCGAGCAAAGGAAGGUGAAACGGAAACUGAAGGCAUCGUUAAGCCAGCAGGAGGCAAAUUCCCAAGAUAGCCCGAGGGCACAGAAAAACUUGCAGCUGAAUGGACACGAUGGACACAGUUCAAAUUAUGUGGUCAGAAGAGGUCGAAAACCAAAGGCAAUGACCCCCGCAAAGGCAGCAUCUGUUGUAAUUUCAGAAACUGAUGUGAAGCGCCCUGGCAAAAAAAGGGGACGUAAAAGCAAAAAAGAAUUGGAAGCCAUGAGAGCAAAUGAGCUACAAAAUAGAGCUACAACGACAGAGGAAGAGGAAAGGGACCAGUCGACCAGUGAUGAGGCAGGCACCUCUUCUGCUGCGGCAGACACUAGCUCUGAGCAAGGUCCUAUAGUACAGAAGUCCCGCCGAGGCAGAAAACCCAGAAGCAUGAAAGCACCACCAGAAAUGCCUCCUGCACCCACUGCAGUGAGCCCAAAGAUGCAAACACGAAGCAGUGGGAAGAUUGAAGGACCCGUAGAGCGAAUGGAGGAGGAGGAGGAGGAGGAGGAAGAGGAAGAAGAAGGGGAGGAGGAGGAGGACGAAGAAGAAGAGGAGGAGGAGGAGGAGGAGGAGGAGGAUAAUGAGAGGACCGAAGAGGAGGUUGAGGGGGUUCAGGAAGAGGGCACCGACAAAAGCUCUAAAUUCCCCAUGAGAACCAGAAAUCAGGGUCGAAGGACAGCUUUUUACAAUGAAGACGACUCUGAAGAAGAGCAGAGGCAGCUGCUGUUUGAAGAUUCGUCUUUAACCUUUGGGACUUCCAGUAAGGGGCGAGUUCGGAAAUUGACUGAAAAGGCAAAAGCAAAUCUAAUUGGCUGGUAAACCACAACCUAAAACUAAAGAAUAAACUAACAGAAAGACUUUGGUAACUUUUGCUCUGUGAUCUCCAGGUAAAAGCUACGGCACUUGAGGACACUGCAAUUAUUGCUGCUAAUUUUGUAUAUUCAUUGGUUAACCUACCUACUUUAGGACCAAAAUCGGGCCCUUUGCCCAAACUUUGAUAUACAAUAUUUUCCCCUUUUUAAUUAAUAUGGUCUUGAACGUGAUAAUACUAAAUACCCAGAGUAUAAAAGUAUGUUUUAUAAUUAAAACUACCAACAGGCUUUUAGAUACAAGCAAACCUGUUGUUUUAAAGUUAGGAAAUGUUGGUUAACAGUGGCCUGACUUAAAGUAAAUAUCAAUGUAAAUUACACAUGAAAAGCUCUUCUGUUAUCUGUUUGAAAACAGCUCCUUCUUGGGUUUAAUAACCUUUACUUGGGUCUGUAUACAUUUUAUAAGCCAAGGACCACGUACCAGUGGAAGAGUCAUUCCAGAAGUGUUCCCUUACCUUUUCAGAAAGUUUAGGAGUUCAUUUUUUAUGCUCAUGUUAAAUAAGAAUUUAUAGAAUAGAGAAUUAUUGUGAUCUACUGAAAGUCUGACUUUGCAGAUUACAUACAAAGCUAAUCAUUCACCAGGGCCAGUGUCAUUUAUGUGCAUUGAGUUUUAAGACUUUUUAGUUUAAAAUACUUGUAAUCAAUCAUAUACAGAAUCGUAUUUAUUAUGUACUCUUAGAUGAAGCUGUAGAUAUGGCUCCCAAACGUAAUACAUUUUUAGUUUACACUAUUGGUUUUUUCAAAGGUGAAUCACAGAUAACCACCAUUGCGUGGGAGUGCCACACAGGUUAUAUGUACAUACCUUGCAUGUUGCCACAUUUCCAGAUUGAUGCAUUUCUUAUGUUUCAGCUGACGGCUGAAUGGACUUGGUGUGUGAUCAACAACAUACAUAAAUGAUAUAAACAAGGAGGAACUGUUUUUCAAAGAUAUGGUGAAAAAAGGCAAGAUGCAAGAAAAAAUAUCCCUGCUUUUAAAACCUUUGCAGACCCAAUUAAAGGACUGUAACAUUAAAAAAAAGUGAUGAAGACAUGGAUAGUACAGUUUUCAAGUACUCCAAUCUCAAGUUUUAUUCUUUUUGUGGAAAAGCCAGCUGACUUGAACAUCAUAUGUCACAACAACUACAGAUCUAAGGCCACAGGAUUCCAGGUAUGAAGAGCAUUUUAUGCCAAGCUGCAGCUCCUGACCAGAUAAAUCUAUGGACUAGAUCUUAGCUGUAACAGUGUUGAGACUGUUCAACUGUAAAUGUAAAACAAAAGGAACUUUGAAUGUGCACAGACAGACAGGCACUUGGGUGAAGUGCAAACAUCCUCCUUCAAGAUACUUCCACCAUGUUGUGUAGCAUCAUCUUUGGUUUGCCUGCAAUAACUGACAUACACCAAGACAAUUACAACUUACAUUUGGAGAAGUUUAUGAAAAAUGUGUGGAUUUUACCACAAAAAAAUUGCUUUGAUGCAACCCUAGUCACUGGCAGAAAAUUAAUGUUUCACAUUGGUGAAUACAAGUAAAUACAAGUAAAAAAAAAAAAA